AAGGAAAGUUUGGCGGCAGGCCAGAGCACCAGGGAGCUAUCCGCUGUGAUCGAGAGAGCUCACGACUGACGCUGGAGCCUCAUCAUCAGCCAUCAAUCACCGCUUUAACGUCCACCAAGAUACCCCGAGCGACGACGUGCAAGCUUGACUCCUCAGCUAUAUCCAUCGCCAUUUCAUCAGUGAUUUGACAUCACCUUAACACCCUGAGCUUCUCCGACCAAACAACAACCCAGCCGCCAAGAUGGAGGUUCUACUUGGUAUCACUGGAAAGGACUUCACCAUCAUCGCCGCCUCCAAAGCGGCCAUGAGAGGCGCCACCAUCCUGAAGGCAUCCGACGACAAGACCCGCGCGCUCAACCAGCACACAUUGAUGGCCUUUUCCGGCGAGGCAGGAGAUACCAUCCAAUUCGCGGAAUACAUCCAAGCAAACGCCCAGCUGUACUCGAUGCGCAACCAGAUCGACCUCUCGCCAUCCGCCAUUGCGAACUUCGUCCGCGGACAACUGGCAUCCAGCUUACGGUCGAGGAAGCCGUAUAAUGUCAACCUCCUGCUUGGAGGCGUGGAUCCCAUCACCGGGAAGCCGAGCUUGUACUGGCUGGACUACCUAGCAUCGUUGGCUCAAUUACCAUAUGCCGCCCACGGCUACGCACAGUACGUUUAUGGCUCCAGCUUAAUGGCAGAAUUGAUAGGAUAUUUAUGGAUGCUAACGGAUACGCUCUACAGAUACUACUGCCUCUCCAUCCUUGAUAAGCACCACCACCCCGACAUUGACUUUGAGCAAGGAAUGAAGAUCCUACGACUGUGCACGGAUGAGCUGAAGAGGAGAUUGCCGGUGGACUUCAAGGGGAUGUUGGUGAAGGUUAUCACGAAGGAUGGGAUCAGGGAGGAGGAGUAUGAUGAUGAUGCGGUGGUGAAGAGCGCCUGAUGGGUGCCUGAGAGAGCGUGUCUUGUUUCUAUGGUGUUCUAGAGCAUAGCAUUCGGGGUUGAAUGCAAGGUGUAUUAUGAUUCGAGUGGUGGUGGUUCUACUGCUUGACUGUGUGUGAUGUGGUUCAGUCUUGUCUGUCUGGUCUGGCACUGUUAUUGUUCUGUUAUGGUCCUGUUCUGGGUGCAUAUGAACAGCCUCACAUGGAAAGGCAUAUUGGUCACGUGAACCUGUCAGUGCCAGGGCUGAUUAUAGGAUACGCAUUUCCUUUGGUCGUAAGGCAUAACGUGGCGAAUAGUUCGGAACCAAAGACAGACGGCUCACUCACAAUAUGCGUAUUCUUCUGCAUGUACCUCGUUUAUAAAGUACGGGACAUAGUACAGAAAAUAUUGUGCACAGUUUGUUGGUAGCGGUGGUAGCGGUAGAAGCGGUAGAAGCGGUAGAAGAAAGUGGUCUGGAGAGCGUUAAGCGUCAAGUACAUCAGUGCUACAUGCAUAUGUAUGGUUCGCCUCAAGGGGCAUCCGAGCACGUGACUAACUUCUCUCCCAGCCAAACAAGGCUGCCAGACUCCAACUACAGGGGGCGAAUAUCCCCAUAGUUGGGAGCGUUGGAGUACUCUAUUGGAAAGUUAUUAGGUGGGGAAAGGGGCAAAAAAGAAGGGGCAUAAAGGAGUUAAUAAGAGUGUUCAUAUACGGGUCUAUGUCUAUUAAUAUUAGAACUAUAUAACCG
Molecule: messenger RNA, 1651 nt
Organism: Pseudogymnoascus verrucosus
Lineage: Eukaryota; Fungi; Ascomycota; Leotiomycetes; Thelebolales; Thelebolaceae
Gene: PRE1
Product: 22.6 kDa proteasome subunit
Exons: 4
Coding region: 242-925 (227 amino acids)
Biological process (GO): proteasomal protein catabolic process
Cellular component (GO): nucleus; proteasome core complex; proteasome core complex, beta-subunit complex
Molecular function (GO): peptidase activity
Source: RefSeq, a predicted model, not a curated record